Sinocyclocheilus rhinocerous is the source of this 1242-nucleotide messenger RNA. RefSeq names its product pre-mRNA-processing factor 17-like. Bases 9 to 1037 code for a protein of 342 amino acids. The record is from RefSeq and is a predicted model, not a curated record. The transcript has 9 exons. Gene Ontology annotation, biological process: mRNA splicing, via spliceosome. Gene Ontology annotation, molecular function: protein binding; mRNA binding. NCBI's taxonomy places the organism in Eukaryota, Metazoa, Chordata, Actinopteri, Cypriniformes, Cyprinidae. Gene Ontology annotation, cellular component: catalytic step 2 spliceosome.
UAGGUCUGAUGGCGUUUGAGACGGGAGCGAAGAAGGCGGAGAAGAGGAAGAAGGUGAAAGGUGGAGAUGCGUCGGACAUGGACAGCUUCCUCGGUCCUUGGGCCAAAUACCAGGAUGAGAAAGACGUGGCCAAACCCUCAGAGACUCUGGUCUCCUGUCUGCAGGGCGUCAGCGCCAUCCGUCUGUUCCCGGUGUCUGCUCAUCUCCUGCUCUCCUGCUCCAUGGACUGUAAGAUCAAGUUGUGGGAGGUUUAUAAUGACAGGAGAUGUGCGCGGACGUUUAUUGGUCACAGUAAAGCCGUGCGUGACGUUUGCUUCAACAACACUGGCACACAGUUCCUGAGCGCCGCUUACGACAGAUAUCUCAAACUCUGGGACUCCGAGACGGGUCAGUGCAUCGCCCGCUUCACCAACAGGAAGGUUCCCUACUGCGUGAAGUUCAACCCGGAUGAGGACAAACAAAGCCUGUUUGUUGCUGGGAUGUCAGACAAGAAGAUCGUCCAGUGGGAUAUCCGCUCCGGCGAGGUUGUUCAGGAGUACGACAGACACCUCGGCGCCGUCAACACCAUCACCUUCGUGGAUGAGAACCGGCGCUUCGUUAGCACCUCCGACGACAAGAGCCUGCGCGUCUGGGAGUGGGAUAUUCCUGUGGACUUCAAGUACAUCGCUGAGCCCAGUAUGCACUCGAUGCCUGCGGUCACGCUCUCGCCCAACGGUAAGUGGCUGGCCUGUCAGUCCAUGGACAAUCAGAUCCUGAUCUUCGGAGCGCAGAACAGAUUCCGGCUCAACAAGAAGAAGAUCUUCAAGGGUCACAUGGUGGCGGGAUACGCCUGUCAGGUGGACUUCUCUCCGGACAUGAGUUACGUGGUCUCCGGAGAUGCCGACGGGAAGCUGAAUAUCUGGGACUGGAAGACGACGAAGCUCUAUCAUCGGAUCAAGGCGCAUGACAAGGUGUGCAUCAGCGCGCUCUGGCAUCCUCACGAGACGUCGAAGGUGAUCACCUGCGGCUGGGACGGACAGAUCAAGCUCUGGGACUGACCUGAACCUCAGCUUUUAACACUGAUGUGAGAGGAUUAUUAUUAUUACAGGGCUGGUAUCCAGUCAUAAACACACACACACACACACCAGAGACUUCAGCUCAUGCGUUUUGUUUUAUAAUGAAUGAACCUGUAUCUCCAGUGUCUCGCAUUUCUGUCUUUUUGUGGAUAAUAAAUGUCUCUUGUUUAUUUCUGCGGUCUGUGAA